This is a messenger RNA of Drosophila subobscura, 2251 nucleotides long. RefSeq names its product synaptic vesicle 2-related protein. Gene Ontology annotation, biological process: transmembrane transport. Gene Ontology annotation, molecular function: transmembrane transporter activity. The record is from RefSeq and is a predicted model, not a curated record. Lineage: Eukaryota; Metazoa; Arthropoda; Insecta; Diptera; Drosophilidae. Gene Ontology annotation, cellular component: membrane.
AUUCUCUCUCUCAGCUCUCUGUUUGGUGUUUGGAAAAAAGAAAGUGCCCAAGAAAGUUGCAAUGUGCUGAUCGUCAGCUUGUACUUGCAGAAACCUUUGGAAUUGUAGUAAUUUAUGCAGCAUUUUAUUUAUAAAUUCCGUGUAGAAUCUCUUUGCGCAGUUCUUAAGUUUCUUCAUUGACUUGGAAGACUUGCUAAUAGCUCGCAUUGAUCGUUUGCGCUUCAGAACAGAGCCCCUCCCUGUUGCUGUUGCUGGUCUCAUCAUUCGGGAAUGCUUUGCCUAAAAUAAGUUUAAUAAAAAUGUAUUACCUUAACGAAACAACACUUCCGUCUACGGAGAACUUCGCCCAAAGAGACGCUCACGCCUCCAACUUGGAGCUGAAGACUGUAUCCAUUAAUCCAGAUGACACCUAUACAGUGCAGCAAGCAAUUAAUGCAUUCGGAUUUGGCUGGUUCCAUGUGAAAUUGUCGCUGCUGGUGGGCCUCUGCUGGAUGUCGGACUCCAUGGAAAUGGCCAUUCUGAGCAUUAUUGGCCCGGCAUUGUUCUGCGAGUGGAACGUGUCCAAACUCCAGCAGGCUUCAGUGACAACAGUUGUCUUUUUGGGCAUGAUGAUCAGCUCUAGUUUUUGGACACAGCUGAGCAACAGAUAUGGCCGCAAGUCGGCACUCACAUUGUUUGGCGUGUUAAUAGUUUUAUAUAGCAUUCUCAGCUCAGUUGCACCCAGCUAUGCUUGGCUGCUAACGCUGCGUGGGCUCGUGGGUUUCACCAUUGGCUGCGUGCCACAAUCUGUCACACUGUAUGCAGAGUUUCUACCCACAAAACACAAGGGAAAGUGCGUUGUGCUAAUGGAUUGCUUCUGGGCAUUGGGAGCGUGCUUUGAGGUUGUCCUCGCUCUGGUUGUAUAUCCCUACUUUGGCUGGCGUGGACUUUUGGGAUUAUCUGCUACGCCGCUAUUAAUUUUCACGCUGCUCUCGCCGUGGCUCAGCGAAUCGGCUCGUUAUCACUCGAAUAAUGGACGCAAUGAUAAAGCCUUGAAGGUGCUAGAGCAGAUAGCGCAGAAUAAUAAGCGUCACAUGCUGAUCGGACGCCUGAUUGCCGAUGAAGAACCCAGCGCCACCGAGAGCUUCAGGUCCCUGCUGAGUCCCAAUCUGUAUCGGACGACGCUCCUCUUGUGGUUUAUCUGGCUUGCCUCCGCCUUCUGUUAUUACGGCUUGGUGCUGGUUACCACAGAGCUGCUGGUGGCGCGAAACAAGGAAAAAUAUCCCAAUGAUUGUGUUACAUUUAUGACCUCCGAUUUCAUGGACUUGCUCUGGAUUACCCUGUCGGAGUUUCCCGGCAUACUGCUGACCAUCAGAGUGAUUAAAUUGUUUGGCAAGAAGAAAACGAUUGUCCUGCAAUAUUUGGUGCUUGUCUUGUGUACUUUAGUGCUGACGACAGUCUCAAGUCGUUUUGCCACUUCGGCUACGCUCUUCAUUGCCAGGGGCGCGAUAUCUGGCAUUUUCCAAGCAAUUUAUGUCUACACACCGGAAAUAUAUCCCGCUGCACUCCGAUCCAUAGGUGUCUCUGGUUGCUCUGUGCUGGCACGGCUCGGCGCCAUGCACCCCUUCGUGGCCCAAGUGCUGAUGGAGUCGUCCCGAGUGCAGGCCGUCUCCAUCUAUGGAUUCGUUGGACUGCUCGCAGCCAUCGCGUGCGCCUUUCUACCCCGCGAAAAUGUGGGCUAUCACUAGUUGUGUGGAUAAAUUCGAAUUCUAAAUGUAAUGCGCGACCUACAGCUGGGAACGCUGCUCAAUAGCCUACCCAAAAACCAUUCCCGACCACAUCUAAAGAAUUUGCCUAGUUUUGGGGCUUGUGUGUAAUAAUGGUUUGCCUGCGACUACUUCUAGUUUCCUGGUUGUUGAAAAACUAAAAUAAGUUUUCUUAUUUUCUCAGUGUUUUCAAUGCGAAGCAGCUUUUGUUCUUAGGCAUCACAAUUACCGCAAAGACUGAAUGCGUUCUCUUUUUGGUGGGCAUACCUGAGCUGGAAAUUCGCGAAUGAAUCAUCUAAAACUGAGCGAAAAAAAGCUCAAUAAAUGCUCAAUGAGAUGUGACCAAAACCAAAUGAUCAUUAAUUAUGCUCUAGGUUAUUAAGCUUUUGCAGUUCCCGUUCCCUUGAUGGUUCUUCUGCUCCCUAUAUUCAGUAUUGUGAAUAAUUAGACUCGGAUGUUUCAACACAUCAAACAACUAACUAUAUAUUUCAUCCUGUUAAUGUACC